Chilo suppressalis (striped riceborer) is the source of this 2556-nucleotide messenger RNA. The record is from the annotation of a GenBank genome assembly. Lineage: Eukaryota; Metazoa; Arthropoda; Insecta; Lepidoptera; Crambidae.
AUGGAAGUGUUUAAUAAGUUUUACUCCUCCGUUAGUAAUACUGUUUCACAGUUAUCAGGAGUAUUACCCGGUAAUCCGGUAACUAGAGAGUUUGAAGCAACGCAAUUUGUUGCCAGCGCUGGUCCAGGUUUACUAUGGAAAAUUUAUAAGGGCUACAAGAAGUCUACAAAGCAAGAGGCUUCAAUAUUUGUCUUUGAAAAGAAACAUCUAGAUAGGUGGUCUAAAGCCGACAGAGACAUAAUGCUGGAAACUUUGAGGCGGGGUAUUGUUCAGUUAACGAAGCUGCGACACCCUCAAAUACUAACAGUUCAACAUAGCCUUGAGGAAAGUAGAGAAAGUCUGGCUUUUGCAACAGAACCUGUUUUUGCAAGUUUGGCUAACAUUCUAGGCAAUACUGAAAACAUGCCACAACCAGUACCGAGUCACUUGAAUAAUUAUAAGCUUUAUGAAUUAGAGAUAAAGUAUGGUUUAAUGCAAGUCGCAGAAGGUUUAGCAUUCUUGCAUAACGAUGUUAAGCUUCUACACCAUAAUGUGUGUCCGGAGUCAAUUAUAGUGAAUCAACAGGGUGCAUGGAAGAUAUUUGGGUUUGACUUUUGUAUUGCUAACCAAAGUGGACCAGGAGUUGCCCCAUUCUGGCCAUUUAAUGAGUAUUGUCAAGCUAUGCCGCCUUUGACACAACCCAGCCUUGAUUAUUUGGCUCCUGAAUAUGUCCUGUCAGCUACCCACUCGCCAGCCAGUGACAUAUUUUCUCUUGGAAUGGUGAUAUAUGUGGUUCACAGCACUGGCCACCAAGCUCUAGGGAAUGUUGGUAAUGAUUACACAAAAUUCAAACGGUUUGUUUCUGAAAUCAGGAAUUUGCCAUCUUCUCGGUUAACAUGUGUGACUGAAGGCCUUAGGGAGUAUGUCAAACUUAUGCUGAAUGUCACUCCUGAACUAAGACCAGAUCCACAUCAGUUUCUCAAAAUACCAUAUUUUGAAGAUGUAGGGGUGAAAACACUGAAUUAUCUAGAUUCUUUAUUCCAAUGGGAUAAUUUACAAAAGUCUCAGUUUUACAAGGGCUUACCGCAAAUUAUACAGAAGAUGCCUCAUCGAAUAUGCAUUUAUCGUAUACUGCCAUGUCUCACUAAAGAAUUUGUGAAUCCACCAAUGGUGCCAUUUGUGUUACCAAAUGUUCUGCUUAUUGCUGAGAACUCCUCAAAAGAGGAAUACAUUAAAUAUAUUUUACCGGUUUUAAAACCAGUCAUGAUGAUUCAAGAUCCCAUACAAAUAUUGCUUAUAUUCAUGCAGAAAAUGGAACUCUUACUCAAACUGACACCAGGAGAAGAGGUUAAAAGUGACAUUUUGCCAAUGUUGUAUAGAGCUUUAGAAUCGGAUGCUCAACAAAUACAAGAGCUUUGUUUGUCAGUACUCCCUACCUUUGCAUCGCUAAUUGAUUACCCGGCAAUGAAGAAUGCCCUCUUGCCUCGUAUAAAAAAGCUGUGCAUGAGUACUAACUACAUAUCUGUGAGAGUGAAUUGUUUACUGUGUUUGGGAAAACUCUUAGAACAUUUAGAUAAAUGGUUGGUUCUGGACGAAAUCAUUCCGUUUCUACCACAAAUACCAUCUAGAGAGCCUGCAGUGUUGAUGGGGAUUUUAGGAAUUUACAAACUUGCAUUAAGCCACAAAAAGUUGGGAAUUACAAAGGAGGUGAUGGCUACAAAAGUGCUACCGUUUCUUAUUCCUCUAUGUGUAGAGAAUGGCUUAACUCUCAACCAGUUUAAUGCACUAAUCACACUGGUCAAACAAAUGAUCUCCAAAGUGGAAACUGAACAUAGAGCAAAACUAGAGCAGCUCAAUUCUAUACAAAAUGAAUCAAAAGUCAUGGAACAAGCUUUAUCGACAACCACAGACAAUCUUGUAUCAGCACCCCCACCACAAACGGAUAUAGACAAAAUGUUUUCAGGACUAGGACUUGAUCCAUUUUCCUUCAAUAACACCAAGACACCCGAUAAAACUGAACCUGCAUUCUCUGGCUUGGGAGACAGUGGUGGCUUGCUAACCAUUGAAGAUAAACAAAGGAUAGCCAAACAACAGGAGACAGUGAAGAGAUUCACGAAUCAGCCGAUGCCAGCUGCUAUACCAUCGCCACCGCUGAAGCAAUUGGCCAAACCUGUGGAUCUUACGAGUUCGCUCUUACAGUCCAAUCUCAACCAGCUAACCACUCCGAAGCCAAACCAAACCAUAGUACCAACACCGAACUACAAUAUGUCAAGCUUACCAAACCAACCCAAUUAUAAUAACAUAGGACCCAGUAGACCGUACAAUUAUAACCCAAACAUGCCCACAGGAUUCGAUACCCAAUUAGCUUUACCAGCCAAUACGGGAUGGUCGAACACAGCCUCGGGUAACUUCAACAAUAAGUGGGCGAACAACCAGAACAAUCAAACGAAAAUGAAACAGGACUGGACAGCCUUCGAAUCUCUUUUGCCAAGUCAGACGCAAAAUAAUAACCAAACAUCUACUAAUAAUAAUAUUAAGAAGUUGACGAGUAGCGAAAUGAUGGAUUUGCUCGGCUGA